AUGAUCAUGUUACAAGUUCCUAAUGCUACUUGUGAGUUUGGUUUGAGGCCGUAUAUCUCGCCCGAAGUAAAUGCGUUAAAUCCAUGCUUUAUCUCCUGGGUUUGCGUCAUAUUUGUGGCUCACUUCAUCGCCAUCGGAGGCUUCCAGUAUGUAUCGUUACGAAACAAGGAGACAGGACCGGCUACUUUUGAAACAAAACGGUUCUGGACUUUUAGAAAUAUGAGCAUUUUCCAUGUUAUACAUAUGAUCAAUGUUCUUUUCCAAUGUGUACUAUUGUUAAUCCAAUUGAGUUGGGUUAAAGAUGAACCGACAUGGACUAAGUGGAGCAUUUCAUUGAAUUUGUUCUAUGUUGCUAUUGUUUAUUUGAACUCUACAUGGUUAGCCUAUUAUAAGAGUUCUUGCGCUCAGGGCCAUGGAUUAUUUUAUUUUAUCAUCUACAGUUUCGUCGUUGCCUUUGAAAUUGGCCAAAGAUACUUCCAUGCUGGUACAGAAAGGUACAAUGUUAUCAAAAAUGGUGCCUCUGCCAUGAUAGUAGAUAUUUUGUUAUGGUUCAAUUCUAUGUCUAUCUUUUGCUAUGAUACCUUCCUUUUCAAGUGCUCCCCACAAUUGACAAAUUAUUUCGCAGUAAACAAUAUUUAUCCUCCAGUUAACGUUCUAGCUGGGAUCUCAUUCACCUGGAUGAAUAAAUUGAUCAUGGACACUUAUCAUGCUAAUAAGAUUGAGGAUCCUUCUAAUAUGCCAUUGCCACCUUUUGACUUAGACAUCGCUGAGGCCACUACUGCCGUCGAAGCUAAUUGGGAAUACGAACUUUGGACUGAUAGGAAAUCGCUAUUGUUAGCGUUACUAAAGACAUUUGGCCCUACAAUCGCAAUUGCCAUGUCAUAUGAGGUUUCCAGGAGUUUAUUAUCUGUCAUCCAACCUCAAUUGUUCAGAAAAUUCAUCGAAGUUUUCAAUCCUGAUUCUCGUGACCUUCCUAUCUUGAAUGGAUUCUUUGUUGCCAUUGGUUUAUUCCUGUUGAGCAUUCUUUCUACCAUCAUUUCCAACCAAUUCUUCAUCAACAUCUUUGAAGCGGGUUUGAAAAUUCGUGGUAGUUUAAUGUCUUUGGUUUAUCAGAAAUCCUUGCGUUUAUCUGCAGAGGCUCGUGAGGAUAAGGCAAACGGUGAUGUAUUAAAUUUAAUGUCUGUUGAUGUUAUCAGAAUUCAAAGAUUUUUUGAAAACGCUCAGAUCUUAGUUGGUUCGCCAAUUCAAUUGAUCGGUGUUUUAAUUUCACUUUACGUUUUAUUGGGGAAUGCCACAAUUGGCGGUCUUGUUUCCAUUGUUAUCAUGGUUCCUAUCAACAGUUACAUGACUAGACUUUAUAAAAAGUUGUUCAAGACCCAGAUGCAAUAUAAGGAUAAGAGAAUUAAAACAGUAACGGAAAUUUUGAACAGUAUGAAGUCCAUCAAAUUGUACGCUUGGGAAAAACCAAUGUUAGAUCGUUUGAAUCACGUUCGUAACGAUUUAGAAUUGCACAAUAUGAAGAAAAUCGCCAUUGUCAGUAACUUUAUGUUCUUCUGCUGGAACAUUGUUCCGUUAUUGGUCACUUGUUCCACUUUUGUUUUGUUCUCAUAUUUAACUGACCAAGUGCUUUCUCCCCAAAUUAUUUUCCCUUCAUUGACCUUGUUUAGUAUGUUAAACGACGCUCUGUUCACUGUUCCAACCAUGAUCAGUAAUAUUAUCGAAAUUGGUGUGUCAUUAAAAAGAUUGAAGGGGUAUCUCUUGGCAGAAGAAUUGGAUACUUCGUUCAUCGAACAUGCCAGGGCUACUGCGUCUGAUCCAACGGUCGAAAUCAGCAAUGCAGUUUUCUUAUGGAAAUCUCCAAAAAGUGCAGCCAGUUCUGAGGAUACUGAUGAGGAAGCUGAAAUUAGUUCUCCUGGUGUCGCGUUGAAAAGUAUCGAGAAUUUUUCGGCUAAGAAGGCACAGUUAACUUGUAUUGUUGGUAGAGUUGGUUCGGGUAAAAGUACCUUUUUGCAGGCCAUUCUAGGUCAAUUGCCAUGUGUGUCCAGCGAUUCUGCUUCUGGAGUUAAGCCAAAGGUCGUGAUAAGAGCAGACAACCUUGCUUAUUGUCCACAGCAGCCAUGGAUUAUGAAUGCCAGUUUGAAAGAUAACAUCCUAUUCGGUUACAAAUACGACGAAGCUAUGUAUAAAAAGACCAUCAAGGCUUGCCAGUUACUACCAGAUUUGGAAAUUUUACCCGAUGGAGAUCAGACUUUAGUUGGUGAAAAAGGUAUUUCUCUAUCUGGUGGACAAAAGGCUAGAUUAUCAUUAGCAAGGGCAGUUUAUUCCAGAGCAGACCUUUAUUUAUUAGAUGACGUUUUGAGUGCUGUAGAUUCUCAUGUAUGCAAAAGCAUUAUUGAUGAUGUGUUAGACCGCCAGAAAGGUUUGUUGAAGAACAAAACCGUAAUUUUGACUACCAAUGCAGUUAACGUAUUGGUUCACUCCGAUAUGAUUUACUUAUUGAAAAACGGUAAGAUUGUAGAAAGCAAUAGUUACGAGGAAGUGAUGUCAAAGGAUAGAAAUAACGGUGAAAAAUCAUCGUUAAGGGAAAUCAUUGAGGAAUUCGCUUCAAAUGAGAGCGAAGAAACUGCUGAAAAGAAGUCAGAGAGCUCUACGAUUGACGAUAAAAACGUUGGAUCAUCAUCAGAAGACGAUGGUGAUUUGGAAGGUGCUCCUCAACCUCCUGAACACUUGUUGAACUAUGAAGCUGCCAAAAAUCCGGAUAACAAUACUAUCACAGCGUAUGAAGAAGAUCAGGAAAAUGCUGAUUUAGCCAGGGUUGCUUCGAGACGGGCUUCUAUUGCUACAUUAAAGCCAAGGCCCUUGAUCGAUAUGAAUAAAGACGAAAGAAAAACUGCUCAAAAGGCAGAAACAAAAGAGGAAGGUAGAGUGAAGUCUUCCGUCUACCUAUCAUAUAUUAAAGCGUGCGGUAUUCUCGGAGUGGCAUUAUUCUUUGUUCUAAUGAUAUCGAUGAAAUUGUUAGACUUAGCAAAGAAUUUUUGGUUGAAGCAUUGGUCUGAAGACAACUUGACACAUGGCGCCAAUAAAGAUAUCUGGAAAUAUGUUGCUGUGUAUGCCUUGAUUGGUGUCACAUCUUCUGCAUUUGAGCUUGCGAGAACCAUCAUCAUGAUGUUAUUCUGCUCUAUAAGAGCAUCCAAAUUAUUCCACAAUCAAAUGGCUCAUUCUGUUGUCAUGGCUCCAAUGUCUUUCUUUGAAACUACUCCUGUCGGUCGUAUCGUUAAUAGGUUUUCUUCGGAUGUAAAUUCUAUUGACGAAGACUUCCAGCACAUUAUUUCAUUCUUUUUCCGCUCAAUGCUUGACUACUUGAUUACGAUUGUUAUUAUCACUGUCAGUAUGCCAUGGUUUUUGUUGUUCAACACCAUUUUGUUGGGUAUUUACUAUUACUAUCAAACGCUUUACGUUGUAUUGUCUAGAGAAUUGAAGAGAUUAACUAGUAUUUCAUAUUCUCCAGUUAUGUCAUUGCUUAGUGAAACCCUGGGUGGUCAUGUUGUUAUUAAUGCUUACAAACACGCCAAUAUAUUCAAUUAUUACAACUUUGAAAACAUUCAAACUAACAUCAAUUUCAUUUUCAAUUUCAGAUCAACUAACAGAUGGUUAUCUAUGCGUUUGCAAACGAUCGGUGCAGUGAUUGUACUAAUUACGUCGCUAAUGGCGCUAGCUUCACUUGGAACUUCUAAUCCAAUUAGCGCUGGUUUGAUAGGUUUGUUAAUGAGUUAUGCUCUUCAAGUUUCCUCCUCUUUGAUGUGGAUCAUCAGAAUGGCAGUGAACAUUGAAACCACCAUUGUUAGUGUGGAAAGAAUAAUUGAAUAUCGUGACCUUAAGCCUGAAGGUAUACGGGUCAUCGAAGAUAGCAGGCCACCAAAAAAUUGGCCCAAGAGAGGUGAAAUUACAUUCGAACAUUAUACUACUAAAUACAGAGAAAACUUGGAUCCAGUUCUCAAAGAUAUCGACUUGAGGAUUAAGCAUCAAGAAAAAAUUGGUGUUGUCGGUAGGACCGGUGCUGGUAAGAGUACAUUGACUCUAGCCUUAUUCAGAAUUUUAGAACCUUUUGAAGGCAAAAUCACAAUCGAUGGAAUCGAUAUCUCCACCCUCGGUCUUUAUGACUUGAGAAGAAGCUUGUCAAUCAUUCCCCAGGAUGCUCAGGCAUUCGAAGGUACUGUCAGAAGUAACCUAGAUCCUUUCAAUCGUCAUACAGAUGCUGAAAUCUGGAAGGCAUUGGAACUGUCUCAUUUGAAACCCCAUAUCGAAAGAAUUGUCAGUGAACUUCCAGACGAUGAGAAUAAGCCCACAGAUCUGCUAGACACACAGAUCUCAGAUAACGGUAACAACUUGUCUAUGGGUCAAAGACAGCUACUAUGUCUCUCUCGAGCUCUACUAAAUCCUUCUAAAAUUUUGAUUUUGGAUGAAGCUACGGCUGCUGUGGAUAGGGAAACUGAUAAAAUCAUCCAGGAAACUAUCAGAACUGCGUUCAAAGAUCGUACUAUUUUGACAAUCGCACAUCGUAUUGAUACAGUUUUGGAUAGUGAUAAGAUCAUGGUAUUAGAUAAAGGUGAAGUGAAGGAAUUCGACACGCCAGACAAUCUAUUAAAAAACAAAGAAUCACUAUUUUACGGUUUAUGUGAAAAGGGUGGUUAUUUGAAAGAAGAGUAA
Kluyveromyces lactis is the source of this 4707-nucleotide messenger RNA. It is a transcript of the gene BPT1, whose product is annotated as ATP-binding cassette bilirubin transporter BPT1. Bases 1 to 4707 code for a protein of 1568 amino acids. Gene Ontology annotation, molecular function: ABC-type transporter activity; ATP binding; ATP hydrolysis activity. Lineage: Eukaryota; Fungi; Ascomycota; Saccharomycetes; Saccharomycetales; Saccharomycetaceae. Gene Ontology annotation, cellular component: membrane. The transcript has a single exon. The record is from RefSeq and is a predicted model, not a curated record. Gene Ontology annotation, biological process: transmembrane transport.